AAGGACACCAAAAAUGUUGGCGAUUCCUAAGAAUCAGUUCGCUUCGGCUGUGAAGCAGGUUUCAAGUUUAUGUCUGAAACCUGUUGCUGUUACAGCUGUUGUACAUCAUGAUCCACCUUUGAUUGUAAGGAAAACAGAAUCAGUUUCAAGUUCAGUAGCAACAUUAUCGAUGGCGAAAAAUCUUCAAUGGGCAACAAAAAGCAUAACCGGUGGUAUAGUCCCAGUCAGGAUGAAUCACACGGACAUGAAUACACCUGCCUUUGGGUCUUACAGACGAGACAGUACAUCCAACGCCAUUGUUUCAGCAAAGGACACAAACGAGUCAAGGAAGAUGUUCACUUAUGUAACAACAGCAGUUGGCACUGUCGGAACUGUUUAUGCAGCCAAACAUUUAGUCAGAAGUCUUGUGGGAUACGUUGCCCCAGCUAAAGAUACUAUUGCCAUGGCAACCGUAGAAGUCAAUCUCCAAGAAAUUCCUGAGGGGAAGAGCACCACUGUGAAGUGGCGUUCCAAGCCAAUCUUUGUCCGACACCGAACACCAGCAGAAUCUGAGGCAGAAAGGAGCGUUAAUUUGGAAGAGCUACGUGAUCCCCAACAUGAUGCAGACAGAACACAGAGAGAGGACUGGCUUGUUGUCAUCGGAGUUUGCACACAUUUAGGAUGCAUUCCGGUAGCCAACUCCGGAAGUUAUGGUGGAUACUAUUGUCCAUGCCACGGAUCCCAUUAUGAUGUUUCGGGCAGAAUCCGAAAAGGACCAGCACCACUCAAUCUGGAAGUACCUCAACACAGCUUCCCUGAGGAUGAUAUUCUUGUUAUUGGAAAAUGAUGAAGAAUACAGUAUUUAAUAGUUUAUUUUAUGAAUUUUGUGAACGUUUUCUUGUUUGUAUGACAUUGUUUUGGAAAUAGACUCCUGACAGUAUCAUGAACUGUUUGCAGUACCACCAAAGGUGCAUCUGAAACAACUUCAAGAAUAAAAAUUAUGAUUUAAA
Messenger RNA from Ylistrum balloti, 989 nucleotides. RefSeq names its product cytochrome b-c1 complex subunit Rieske, mitochondrial-like. Lineage: Eukaryota; Metazoa; Mollusca; Bivalvia; Pectinida; Pectinidae. Gene Ontology annotation, molecular function: quinol-cytochrome-c reductase activity; 2 iron, 2 sulfur cluster binding. The coding region runs from base 14 to 826 and encodes 270 amino acids. The record is from RefSeq and is a predicted model, not a curated record. Gene Ontology annotation, cellular component: membrane. Gene Ontology annotation, biological process: mitochondrial electron transport, ubiquinol to cytochrome c. The transcript is spliced from 4 exons.